Messenger RNA from Daphnia carinata, 1879 nucleotides. RefSeq names its product T-complex protein 1 subunit epsilon-like (gene CCT5). Gene Ontology annotation, cellular component: chaperonin-containing T-complex. Gene Ontology annotation, biological process: protein folding. The coding region runs from base 143 to 1765 and encodes 540 amino acids. The record is from RefSeq and is a predicted model, not a curated record. Gene Ontology annotation, molecular function: ATP-dependent protein folding chaperone; ATP hydrolysis activity; ATP binding. NCBI's taxonomy places the organism in Eukaryota, Metazoa, Arthropoda, Branchiopoda, Diplostraca, Daphniidae. The transcript has 8 exons.
ACGAGGUUGAAAGCAUACCUCUUUGUCAGCCGGGGUUCGUUUUCUGUCUAGUCAUACGAUUUGGUACUUCGAAAGGGAGUGCUCUCAUCCUAUCGUAUCUUGGACAUCGUAGGUCGCAGAAACCUAAAACUUUCGUCGUGAAAUGGCCUCGAUGGGAGCUUUGGCGUUCGAUGAGUUUGGGCGGCCCUUCAUUAUCAUCAAAGACCAAGACAAGCAGAAAAGACUUACCGGUAACGCAGCUAUUAAAUCUCAUAUUUUAGCAGCGAGAACAGUUGCGAGCACACUAAGGACAUCCUUGGGACCUAAAGGAUUGGACAAACUGAUGGUCUCGGCUGAUGGUGACAUCACAAUUACUAAUGAUGGGGCAACCAUUCUGAAAAUGAUGGAUGUGGACCAUCAGAUUGCAAAACUCCUUGUACAGCUGUCCCAGUCUCAGGAUGAUGAAAUUGGUGAUGGAACUACUGGUGUAGUAGUUCUAGCAGGAGCUCUCUUGGAGAAGGCGGAACACUUGCUGGACAAAGGUGUACAUCCUAUCCGUAUUGCUGAUGGAUUUGAAAUGGCUGCACGUUGUGCAAUCCAAAGCCUCGAACGAAGUGCAGAGACUUUUCCAUUGGACGUGAACAAUUUGGAGCCACUUAUUCAGACGGCGAUGACUACACUUGGUUCUAAAAUCAUUAAUAAAUGCCAUCGACAUAUGGCCGAAAUCGCGGUUAAUGCUGUGUUAGCCGUUGCCGAUAUGGAAACCCGUGAUGUAAACUUUGAAUUGAUCAAAGUGGAGACCAAAGUCGGUGGUCAACUUGAGGAUACCAUGUUAGUUAAAGGUGUCAUUGUGGACAAGGAUUUCUCUCAUCCUCAAAUGCCUAAGGUUUUGAAGAAUGUGAAAAUUGCCAUCCUUACCUGUCCGUUCGAACCCCCAAAACCCAAGACCAAGCAUAAGUUGGAUGUCACCUCGGUUGAAGACUACAAAAAUUUGAGAAAGUACGAGCACGAGAAAUUCGAAGAAAUGGUCAAGCAGGUGAAAGACUCUGGGGCUGGUUUAGCUAUUUGCCAGUGGGGUUUCGAUGACGAAGCAAACCACAUGCUUCUUCAGCGUGAACUCCCUGCCGUCCGUUGGGUUGGAGGACCCGAAAUUGAGUUGAUUGCGAUUGCCACUGGAGGGCGUAUCGUUCCUCGAUUCGAAGAACUCACCCCAGACAAGCUUGGCUAUGCUGGAAUUGUUAAAGAAUUAUGUUUUGGAACGACAAAGGAUCGCAUGCUGGUCAUUGAAGAAUGCACCAACUCCAAGGCCGUUACCAUUUUUAUCCGUGGUGGCAACAAGAUGAUUGUCGAAGAAGCCAAGCGUAGUAUUCAUGAUGCUCUCUGCGUUAUUCGCAAUUUGGUUCGAGACAACCGCAUUGUGUACGGAGGUGGAGCUCCCGAAAUCUCCUGUGCGAUUGCGGUAGCCAAGGAAGCCGAUUCGAUCAAAACUCUGGAGCAGUAUCCAUUCCGCGCGUUUGCAGAUGCAUUGGAAUCAAUUCCCCUUGCCCUGGCCGAAAACUCCGGUCUCAAUCCCAUCCACACUUUAACGGAAAUUAAAGCUCGUCAAGUUGCAGAAAAUAACCCUGCUCUUGGAAUCGACUGUCUAUGCAAAGGCACAGCCGAUAUGAAAGAGCAACACGUCAUUGAAACACUUCAUAGCAAGAAACAACAGAUUCUUCUUGCCACUCAAGUGGUUAAGAUGAUACUCAAAAUCGAUGACGUCCGUUCCCCAGACGAUGGUUAUUGAGGUUUCCCGGACUUUAUCACAAAGUCGAUUGCUUGGCAUCAAUUGUAUUAGGUUUUUUUCCUAUUUUUUACUGUUUGCCUCAAUUAAUAAACGCUCGGCUUGUUUUGUAAUUAA